Messenger RNA from Cololabis saira (Pacific saury), 3249 nucleotides. RefSeq names its product NACHT, LRR and PYD domains-containing protein 3-like. Bases 1 to 3249 code for a protein of 1082 amino acids. The record is from RefSeq and is a predicted model, not a curated record. Lineage: Eukaryota; Metazoa; Chordata; Actinopteri; Beloniformes; Belonidae. Gene Ontology annotation, molecular function: protein binding. The transcript is spliced from 12 exons.
AUGAAGAGGAUGAAGAGACGGAGAGACUCUCAGUCGUCCGGAGAGCCAGCCAGCAGCUCUAGCUCCAGCGAUCUACCUGACAGUUUGCGGUCCAGGGAUAUUGAACCUGCAGCUCCCAGCAUCCUGUCUCUGAAGAGUGAUAACUCCAUGUACCGACCACUCAACUUUAGUGGGGAAGAGACGGAACGUUUGCAGUCCAGGGAUAUUGAACCUGCAGCUCCCAGCAUCCUGUCUCUGAAGAGCGAUAAGUCCAUGUACCAACCAGUCAACUUUAGGCGGGAAGAGACGGAAAGUUUGCAGUCCAGGGAUAUUGAACCUGCAACUCCCAGCAUCCUGUCUCUGAAGAGCGAUUCAUCCAAGUACCAACCACUCAACUUUAGUGGGGAAGAGACGGAAAGCGACCCGGCUCUCUGUUCGGGGUGUAAAGAGUCUUUGACGGAUCCAGUCCAGCUCAGUUGUGGACACUCGUCGUGCAAAGAGUGUUUACCGUUGGACGCUGCCUGUCCAAAGUGUGGAAAGAAACCCAAAAAUAUUCCUUACGAUGACCGUCUUGGAGAAGCAAAGAAGAAACUUAAAAAAGCCACGCAAAAGAAAUACACCUGGACACAGGAAGGCAACGGUGAUCCGCAGACUUCCCUGGAGAGCAUCUACACCUCUGUCCACAUCACGGCCGGGGAGAGCGAGGAACUGUCGGGGGAACACGAGUCCAGACACCUUCAGCACAAGCUGACCACGCAGGCGUGUGAUGAGACGAUCAACAUCGGAGACAUGUUCACGUCCGGCCGGGAGGAAAACCGCCGGACCAUCCUGACCAAGGGCAUCGCAGGCAUCGGGAAAUCCUUCUCCGUGCAGAAGUUCCUCCUGGACUGGGCCCAGGACAAACAGAACCAGGACGCUGAUCUGGUUUUCUGUCUGACUUUCCGGGAGCUGAGUUUGAUUGGAGGAGAGAAAAGCCUCCACCAGCUCCUGGAUGAGCUGCAUCCCUCCGUCCACCAGCUGAAGGAGGAGGAGGAUUACAGCCACGCCAAGGUGAUGGUGAUCCUGGACGGGCUGGACGAGAGCAGACUUAAGCUGGACUUCAAGAACACAAAUGUUGUAACGUCUGCCAGCGCUGUGACGUCCGUGUCUGACCUGCUGGUGAACCUGAUCCAGGGAAACCUCCUCCCGGAAUCAAACCUCUGGAUAACCUCCCGUCCGGCGGCCGCGCUGCAGAUCCCCGCCGAGCUCGUCCACAUGGUGACGGAGAUACGAGGCUUCAACGACCCGCAGAAGGAGGAAUACUUCAGGAAGAGGUUCGGCCAUGACCCGGGUCUGGCCCAGCGGGUCACGACACACGUCCGGUCCUCCCCCACCCUGGACAUCAUGUGCCAGAUCCCCAUCUUCUGCUGGAUCUCCGCCACCUUGUUCAGAGAGGUGUUCGGAGGAGAGGAGGAAACGGAGAUCCCUCAAACGCUCACAGAGAUGAUGGCGUACUUCCUGUUCGCCCAGACCAAACGCAGGAGCAGGAAGUACGACAGGAAGACGGAGAAGAACAAAGAGAAGCUUCUGAAGACGCACAGAGAAUUUCUCCUGAAACUCGGGAAACUUGCAUUCGUCCAGCUCCAGGAGAACAAGCUGAUCUUCUACCAGGAAGACCUGGAGGAGUGCGGCGUGGACGUGAACGAAGCCUCCAUCUACUCCGGAUUCUGCAACACGAUUCUGAGGGCGGAACAAGUCCUCUCCCAGAAAAAGGUCUUCUUCUUCGUGCACCUCACUGUGCAGGAGUUCUUCGCAGCCCUCUACGUUUACGAAUGUUUCACCACCAAAGACACCAAAGAGCUCCGCGGUUUCCUCAACCUGCAGGAGGAACAACACGCUCUGCUGGAUCUGCUCAAGAUGACCGUGGACAAAGUGAUGGAGAAGAAAAACGGCCACUUGGACUUCUUCCUGCGCUUCCUCCUGGGCCUGAUGGUGGAGCCCAACCGGAGAGUCCUGCAGGGCCUGCUGACGCCGCAGGACCCGGCCGAGGACGCCGGCAGGAAGAUCUCCACCUACCUGGGCUCCAUUCGAGGGAAGAGCCGGUCUCCGGACAGCUGCAUCAACCUGUUCCAGAGCCUGGUGGAGAUGAGGGACCACAGAGUCAAGGAUGAGAUCCAGGAGUAUCUGAGAGAGGGGGGUCUGGAGAGGAAGCUGACUCCCCUGCACUGCUCGGCGCUGGCCUACAUGCUGCUGAUCUCCAAGCACAAGCUGCCAGAGCUGGAUCUGAAGAGUUACAAGGCCUCGGAGGAGGGCAGGAAGAGGCUGAUCCCCGCCGUGAGGAUCAGCAGGAAAGCCUUGCUGAGAGACUGCAGAGUGACGGCAGAGUGGGUCAAACAUCUGGCCUUCGGUCUCAAGUUCCCCUUCUCCCCUCUCCGACAUCUGGACCUGAGUGACAAUGACCUGGGAGACUCGGGGGUGAAGGAGCUGUGUGGCGGCCUGAUGAACCAGAGCUGCAGGCUGGAGACGCUGAGCCUGUCUGGGUGUCUGGUCACAGCAGAAGGCUGCCGGGACCUGGUCCUGGCUCUGACCUCCAACCCCUCCCACCUGAGGGAGCUGGACCUGAGCUACAACCAUCCAGGAGACUCUGGGGUGAAGAUUCUUUCCGAGCUGGUGGAGGACCAACAAUACCGGCUCAGUAAUCUCAGGACCGAACACGGUGGAAGUCAUCGGUUGAAACCAGGAUUAAAGAAAUAUUCCUGCCAGCUCUCUCUGGACCCCAGCACAGCUCACGGGGGGCUGGUCCUGUCGGAGGGCAACACCCGGGUGUCGUGGGGGGGGGACCAGGACCCCCAGCAGCCGGACCCCCGCCCCGCGGACCGGUUCCUGCCCCCACCACUGCUGUGUGAGCAGCCCCUCCGCGGCCGCUGCUACUUCGAGGUGGAGAAGGCCGAGCCCUUCAGCGUGGGGGUGACCUACCGGAGCCCUGGGGGGCCCGGGGCCCCCCCCGGCCGGCUGGGACACACCCAGGAAUCGUGGGGCCUGAGCUGCUCCGGGAGCGGCUGCCACGCCCACAACGGGGGGCGGGGCGUCUGCGUGUCGUCGCUGUGUCUGCGCUGCAGCCGCCUGGGGGUUUACCUGGACUGGGAGGGGGGGCACCUGUCCUUCUACCGGGUCUCCUCCGGGGACAACCCCACCCUGCUGCACACCUUCACCCACACCUUCACCCAGGACCUGUACGCCGCCCUGGAGCUGCAGCCCAACACCCAGGCCCGGCUCUGCAGCAUCAACUGA